AUGUCGAAACGCACCUCACUCUUCACUCACAGAGCGUGGGAGCUCCUCCGCGCGCUGCUGUGCACCAGAAGAGGCGAAUUGUGCAGAAACAGAGCCGCGAUCACGCGCAGCGCGUUCCACAAGUUAUUCAAAAAAAUCGGGGCCUACGCCGCCAGAGAUUCGCGCACGGCGCUUCUCUACGGCGAUCACGAGAUCUCGUUCCAGAGGACGCCGGUGGUGCACGUGAGGAUGCACCGCGCGCCGGCUGCUCUGCGGCUCAAGCUGCCGCACAUUCCGUGCGUCACGCCGCAGGUGGAUCACGAUUGGGAGGAUGAGGACGAUGAGGUGUGGUGCGAUCCUGUGCGUCGCAAUUGUUUGUUGAAGGAGGAGGAGAUGAGUGAUGAAAGUGAUGAGGGGAUUGAUGAGAGGGCGGAGGAGUUCAUCACUAAGUUCUAUGAGGAAAUGAAGCAGCAGAGACAGAUUUCAUAUGUAUGA
This is a messenger RNA of Salvia splendens (bonfire salvia), 474 nucleotides long. RefSeq lists its product as uncharacterized. NCBI's taxonomy places the organism in Eukaryota, Viridiplantae, Streptophyta, Magnoliopsida, Lamiales, Lamiaceae. The transcript has a single exon. The record is from RefSeq and is a predicted model, not a curated record. The coding region runs from base 1 to 474 and encodes 157 amino acids.